Messenger RNA from Ciona intestinalis (vase tunicate), 1663 nucleotides. RefSeq names its product spermatogenesis-associated serine-rich protein 1-like. Lineage: Eukaryota; Metazoa; Chordata; Ascidiacea; Phlebobranchia; Cionidae. The record is from RefSeq and is a predicted model, not a curated record.
CACAGUGUUUCAGAAAUUAGUAUUGAUUAAACAAACGUAACUCAGUUAUCCUCGGAUGAUGGGGCAACGACAGUCGUUACAUAAUUUCUACGUUACAAACUUUAUACAGUAUAACAUAACCUUUCUUAAUGAAAGCCUACUUUGAAUUUACCGGCUUUAUAAAAUUCCAGAAUGUAUUAUGACUCGACUUUAAAAAAUGAUGAUAAAAGUGUUGCCGAAUAAAUUCAUCUUAAACUGAUGACAUUUUUUUCAAUUGUUUUGCAUCGUUAACCCUUUAAUUUUUUUGUAAAUUUUAUAAAAAUAUGACAAAAAUUAUUGCAGAGUAAACAACAUUGAUGUUGGUAGCUGCAAUAUAUAUAAAAAAGUUAUUAGUUUAACAUAUAACAAUACAAGAAAAAUACUGUCGUGCAGCACUAUUGUUCUGCUUGAAUGCGGUUGGCAUAGCAACGGUGCAAAGCUUGUGAUAAAGGCUUAUUAAAAAAGAAUUCUGCAAGGUCAAAACCAUGGGAGAGAAUGACAAUGUGAAGAAGGCACAGGUUAACAGGAAGGGAAGAGGGCGUUUGUAUAUUCCUCAUGGAAGGGGGGAAGAAGCUGUGUACAAACCUCAUACAGAACAUAUUAAAGUUUCAUACACCCAGUGUGGCCCAGACUGGAGUUCUCGCCUAAGAUGGCUACCGUCACCAAAACCAAAGAAAGGCAAAGAUCGUGAAACAACUUUCCACCCACCAAUGAAAUCCAUUCGUCAUUUUCCACACCAGCAUAAUGUUUCAACUGGCAAGGAAUAUAAGUUCUAUCCUCCACAUGGCAUUCCUAUUGUCUACGGCAAAGGAAAAGCAACAUUGUUCAAUGCCACACACAAAGCUUCCCAAAUAUCAAACACAGAGAUUAGCGAUACUUUAAGGUUUGGGUCGCAUGGUCUUGUUACAGACCCAAGGAAUAAUAUAACAGAAGUAUCUCCUGGCGAUAAACCGUACCAAGCUGCUGAAUAUUCAGUAGAUUUUCAUAAGUUUGGAUCAACUAGGCCUGUUGUUAAUUUUGGAGGUUUUCAACUUCAGAAAGAACAAACAUUCAUCCCAAUGUCUGAAACAACGAAAACACAGACGAAACCUUACCAUGUAAAGGAAGAACAAAGAAAGAAAAUUGCAGAAGUUGAAGUUGUGAUUGGGUUGGAAGACUGGAGACCUGCUUCACCACUUAUUGUUCCUGUUACUGAUGUAAAAAUGUAGCGUGAAUAAAAAGUACAGCAAACAUCACUGUAAGGUUGCUGAGAAUAUACAAUUGCAACUGGGAACUAUACACCCUUGCACUUUCUGUAUUUAAAACCUGUAUAAUAUUAAGCUCUGAUAACUUCAAAUACCUUGAUGUAAAAUAAAUCUGAUCUGAAGAAAUUACAUUAAAAACUGUUUUCACAUCCUCCUUAACUAUUCCCAAAAUACUGUUUUUUAACAUAUAUAGCACAUUGUUGUGCAGAAUACUGUCAAACACUAAGUUUUAAUGACCAUCUACCAAUGGAUAGUAAAAACUUAUUAUCUUAUUCAGUGUUAUUUUUUAUAGUAGACCCAUUUUUCUUAAAUAACUGUGAAAAGCUAACUUAAUAGUAUUGGUAUUCAACUGUAUCCUAUAAAAGGCUUUAGUGCUCGUUUAAAUACAAUAACUUAUGUUU